Messenger RNA from Babjeviella inositovora NRRL Y-12698, 1480 nucleotides. RefSeq names its product glycine hydroxymethyltransferase (gene SHM1). The record is from RefSeq and is a predicted model, not a curated record. The coding region runs from base 10 to 1470 and encodes 486 amino acids. The transcript has a single exon. Lineage: Eukaryota; Fungi; Ascomycota; Pichiomycetes; Serinales. Gene Ontology annotation, molecular function: glycine hydroxymethyltransferase activity; cobalt ion binding; serine binding. Gene Ontology annotation, biological process: tetrahydrofolate interconversion; folic acid metabolic process; L-serine catabolic process. Gene Ontology annotation, cellular component: cytoplasm.
CCACACACAAUGCUUUCCCUUAUCCGUGCCACCAGAACCGCCUCCGUCUUCAAGCGGACCUACGCCUUAUCGGCCAAUGCCCAGGCCCUCAUUUCCAAGAGUGUCAGGGACGUCGACCCGGAAAUGGCCGACAUCCUCAACCAGGAGCGCGCCAGACAGAGAAACUCCAUCACGUUAAUUCCGUCUGAGAACUUCACCUCCAAGGCUGUCAUGGACCUCCUUGGCUCUGAGAUGCAGAACAAGUACUCUGAGGGGUACCCUGGCGAGAGAUACUACGGUGGUAACGAGAUCAUUGACAAGGCUGAGUCCUUGUGCCAGAAGCGUGCCCUUGAGUCCUUCGGGUUGGACCCUGCCGAAUGGGGCGUCAACGUGCAGCCAUUGUCCGGUGCGCCAGCCAACUUGUACGCUUACUCUGCCAUCAUGGAAGUAGGCGACCGCCUUAUGGGUCUUGACCUUCCACACGGUGGCCACUUGUCCCACGGUUACCAGACCCCUACCACCAAGAUCUCUUUCAUCUCCAAGUACUUCCAGACCAUGCCGUACAGAUUGAACGAGGAGACUGGUAUCAUCGACUAUGACACCCUCGAAGCAAAUGCGCUUUUGUUCAGACCAAAGGUUAUCGUUGCCGGGGCCUCUGCCUACUCUCGUGUCGUUGACUACGCCAGAAUGAGAAAAAUUGCCGACAAGGUCGGUGCCUACCUCAUGUCCGACAUGGCCCACAUUUCCGGGCUCGUCGCUGCUGGUGUCACCGAGUCGCCGUUCCCAUACUCCGACAUUGUCACCACCACUACCCACAAGUCGCUCAGAGGCCCAAGAGGUGCCAUGAUCUUCUUCAGAAAGGGCUUGAGAAGCACCACCAAGAAGGGCAAGGAGAUCUACUACGAUUUGGAAAGGAAGAUCAACUUCUCCGUCUUCCCAGCCCACCAGGGUGGCCCCCACAACCACACCAUCUCUGCCUUGGCCGUCGCCUUGAAGCAGACCACCACUCCAGAGUACAAGGAGUACCAGCAGAGCGUCAUCGAUAAUGCCAAGACCUUCGCCAACGCCUUGACCUCUAAGGGCUUUGAGUUGGUGUCUGGCGGCACCGACACUCACUUGAUCUUAAUCAACUUGAAGUCCAAGAAAAUUGACGGUGCCCGUGUCGAGGCUGUGUUGGAGAGAAUCAACAUUGCCGCUAACAAGAACACGGUUCCAGGCGACUCCUCUGCCUUGUUCCCAUCCGGUUUGCGUGUGGGUACCCCAGCCAUGACCACCAGAGGUUUUGGCAGCGCCGAGUUUGAGCAGGUUUCCGAGUACAUCCAAAGAGCCGUCGAUAUUGCCAUUGAGUUGAAGGCUCAGGAGCAGGGUAAGGUUGCCAAGGAGUUGUUGGCUUCCUUCAAGAGCCAGGCCGACGAAAGUGCCAAGGUCAAGGCCUUGGCUACCGAGGUGUCCAACUGGGUCUCCACCUUCCCAGUUCCAGGCGAUCUUUAGGGAGACGGAG